Messenger RNA from Rhineura floridana, 1920 nucleotides. RefSeq names its product proline rich nuclear receptor coactivator 1 (gene PNRC1). The transcript is spliced from 2 exons. Lineage: Eukaryota; Metazoa; Chordata; Lepidosauria; Squamata; Rhineuridae. Bases 464 to 1318 code for a protein of 284 amino acids. Gene Ontology annotation, cellular component: P-body; nucleus. Gene Ontology annotation, biological process: nuclear-transcribed mRNA catabolic process, nonsense-mediated decay. The record is from RefSeq and is a predicted model, not a curated record.
AGUAAGUGUGCUUACGAGUGCUGCCUAAGAAAGCUGACAGACGGACCUUCUCCCCAGGCCCAUUUCUCACUUCGCUAAGAAGCUGGAAAAAGCUGCUUGACUUGGAAAGAGGGUGUGCUCUCCUACAGUAUUUGUGUCUGUCUUCAUUGGGAGAGCAUGGGGCCCAUCACAGGAUGAAUUCUCAGCUGAUUGAACAACGACGAGGGAGAGGCGGGAUCCCGUGCAACCUUUUUGUUCUGAUUGGCAGGCAAGAGUAAUAACAGUGAGGCGCUGUAGUGCCUUCUCUUCACUCCCCCGCCAUGUUUUCCUAGCAGCGGAGCUGAUCGCUUUACCAGCGAAGCCUCGGAAAGCCCGAGCAGGGGCUCCGCAAUCAUAUCCCUGCGCCCCAACUGUUUUUCCUUGUCCACUAACCCAACUAUUUUUCACCACCUCUGCGCUGCUGCGCGAAUCCUACUCCUUUACCAUGGUGACUACCACAGCGCCUUCACCCUUCCUAGCCCGGAUCUCGGCCGGUACCGAGGACUCCCGGAGGUUUCCUGUGUCCCUAUUCCAGCGUCUCAUGCGGGCGGACUACAGCGGUGAAAGCCACCAGCCCAUCUGCUGCCCAGUGGGACCAGGCGGUAGCGCCCGCCCCGCGCUGAAAAGAGUGCGGCGACGAAGAGGGAAAAUUCGGUCCACUCCCUCUGGCCUUUUACAGAGUCGCUACCAACAGUAUCAACAACACCGCGCAGGCCUGGCGCGAAGAAACACCGCGCAGGGGGCGCGCAAUCCCUACGAAGUCCCCGUCCCCUCGUCAGAUCCUGGGCUAGAAACAGUCCCGACGGAGGAACCUCCGGCAGCUUUGCCAAGAACAGCCCCCAUCACCAAGCCCCUCAGAAAAGAGUUGUUCAAAAACAGGAUGGGAAAGUCUGAGAAAGUUACCAUUCCUUACAAUCAACCUGUUCACAGUAUACACUUAUGUGACCAAUCGAAGAUUAAUAGACAGAGGAGCAAAUGUAAUAUACCAUUAAACAAAAUUCCACCUACAAAAAAAAGUGAAAAUAUCUUGUGGCAAGAAUCAGUGUCGCCUGAACUCAUUAAAAAGCAGGAGAAAAAGCCUCUGAAAACUGCAGAAAAUGUGAAAUCAAAGAAACCCAUCUUUCUGUCUGAAGCCAACCAAAAAGAAAACUAUGCUGGGGCAAAAUUUAGUGACCCUCCUUCUCCCAGCGUCCUUCCAAAGCCUCCCAGUCAUUGGGUAGGAAGCACUGUUGAAUAUUCUGACCAAAACAGGGAGAUGAUGGCAGUCCAUCUAAAAACUCUCUUAAAAGUUCGAGCAUAGCUUACGGAUAUUUACAUAGAACAUACUAAAAAUUUGGAACCUGCCUUGUUGCAACAUGAAGUGCAAAAGACUGUCAAGUCUUAAAUUCACAAACUUGUGCUCUAUUUUUUAUGGUUCUGUAAAUAGUGUAUAUCAUGUAUUGUGUAUAUUCAUAUUUUGAGGUACAUUUUAGUUUUGUUAUGAAAGGAUGUAUUUUACACUGCCCAUGUGGUAGAUUUUUUGUAUAUAAUGAUGGACACCUUCUAAUGUGCACUUGGCACAUGAAAAGACCUGACAAUGUUUGCACAAGGUGCUGAGAUUUUGAAAGAAGAAAAGCUCAUCUCAAGGUUCAAAUGGAAAUGUGAAAACAUUACUAAUGCACUACUGAAAAGUUCUUCAAUUUGCCACAAAACUUCAUUGAAUAAGAAGCUCUCAUAAAAAUGUGAAUUUGAAAUAUAGAGAAGUUCAAUUUGUUAUUGCAAAUAUAAAUUUUAAUUAGAUGAAUUAGCCCAAAAACGUAGCACUGUUUAUUCUCUAACAAAGAAUAGCAGAGCAAACUGCCAGAGAUAAUUGGCUAUUUUAUUUUAAAAAGAAUUUAAAUAAAACAAUUUGGCCUCCCCUUA